GAGUAGUAUGUGCUGUCGACAGAGUAUAUUAUAUAUUUAUAUUACUGAUAAUCCAUACUAUAUCUAUGGACAAUCCACUCCAAUUAACUCGAGUUGAACGCAAAUCGAGUUAACUCGAAUUAGUAAGUCGACUUGACCCAUCACUAAUAUGAAUCGGUGAUUGGUGGUUGGUCAAUGGUCUUUGGUGAUGGUGAACAACUUUGGAAAUUGAAUUGGAAUAGAAAUAAAGUGUUGCGUUGAGCAAUAGAUGAUAAAUUAACCUUCUGUCAUUGUGGAAUACUAAUAAUUAACAUAAUGUCUGGAGGCCAUAAACAUCGUUACAAGAAUGCAGGACUGAGUGCAGAUGAGUUACGCCGUCGCCGUGAAGAAGAAGGGGUACAAUUACGCAAGCAAAAGAGAGAGCAACAGCUUUUCAAACGAAGAAAUGUAAAUUUACCACAGCCAAAUGCACCUGAUAUUGCAUUACAGGAUGAUAUUAGCAUUUCUUCAUCUGAUGACAUCACACCACAAAUGGUGGCUGCAUUAUACAGUGACAAUCCUCAGGACCAAGUUAUGGCCACUCAGAAAUUUCGAAAGCUUUUGAGUCGAGAACCAAAUCCACCUAUUGAUGAAGUAAUACGGACUGGAAUUGUACCAAAAUUUGUUGAAUUUUUAUCUAAUAGCUCGAAUCCAACAUUGCAGUUCGAGGCGGCGUGGGCGCUGACGAACAUCGCGUCGGGCACGUCGGAGCAGACGCGCGUGGUGGUGGAGUGCGGCGCCGUGGGCGCGCUCGUGGCGCUGGUGGGCGGCGCCGGCGACGACGUGCGCGAGCAGGCCGUGUGGGCGCUCGGCAACGUGGCCGGCGACUCGCCGCGCUGCCGCGACGCCGUGCUGGCCGCCGGCGUGCUGCCGCCGCUCAUACAAAUCUUAAAUAAAUAUACAAGGUUGUCCAUGACAAGGAAUGCAGUGUGGACACUAUCAAAUCUUUGUAGAGGCAAAAAUCCUCCUACAAACUUUGAAGCUGUGGCACCCGGUAUUCCAGUAUUAGCCAGACUGCUUCAUCAUACUGACGCAGAUGUACUAAGUGAUGCUUGUUGGGCUCUCUCUUAUUUAUCCGAUGGACCAAAUGAAAAAAUUCAAGCUGUUAUUGAUGCCGGAGUUUGUAGAAGGCUUGUUGAAUUACUAAUGCAUAACAAAUCAACAGUAGUGUCUGCAGCACUGAGAGCUGUGGGUAACAUAGUGACAGGCAAUGACGCUCAGACACAGGCUGUACUCAACUGCAAUCCACUUCCUAGCCUACACGCGUUACUUCGCUCCAGCACCGAGGCAGUGAGGAAGGAGGCUUGCUGGACCUUAUCUAAUAUUACUGCAGGAAAUUCUCUACAGAUUCAGGCAGUAAUAGACGCGAAUAUAUUCCCGACACUAAUCGAAAUAUUAAGGCAAGCAGAAUUCAAAACAAGGAAAGAAGCAGCGUGGGCGAUCACUAAUGCAACCAGUGGAGGCACCCAUGAGCAAAUUAGUUAUUUGGUUGAACAAGGUUGUAUACCGCCUUUAUGCGACCUGUUGACGUUAACGGACGCUAAGACUGUACAAGUAGCACUCAAUGGACUCGACAAUAUAUUAAAAGCUGGACAGCAGUCCGAACAACUUAACCCCUAUGCGGCGCUCAUCGAAGAGUGCUUUGGUUUAGACAAAAUAGAAUUCUUGCAAUCGCACGAGAAUCUCGACAUAUACCAAAAGUCAUUCGAGAUAAUCGAGAAUUACUUCGGUUCUGAAGGAGAGGACGGUCGUUUAGCGCCAGAAGUGUCCUCAACUACCGGACAGUAUCAGUUCAGUGCUGACCAGUCUGUACCAAUGGGCGGUUUCCAGUUCUAACAGUGGACUUACUAACUUAUACAUGCAUAUAUAUGAGCAGUGCCUGUACCCAGGAGUGGAUAAAAUCCUUGUGGACUUCGGCGAAAUAAUCUACAUCGGAGUGUGUUUAUAUUUUGCACCGGGACUGUUGACAGUGGGAUUAAUUACAGGAGAUUAGAAAUCACAAUUUAAUAUCAAAUUAUUAACCUCGCCUCUUUAUUUUUUUUUGCUUCUGUAGAUAAAGGCGUAUAAUAUAUAGUUCAUUUAUUAUAUUGUAUAAAAUAUAUUUUGUUGGCUUUUAUGUCCAUCAUUGUUACUAAAACACUGUAUGAUUGUUAUGUAAUAAAGAAACAUUUUUGUUCGUUAUAUAUUACAGAUUGGUACCAAAACAUUCAUGCUUUUUUGUUUUUGUAUUAUAUAUUGUAAUAUAAUAUACUAAAUAGAUAUACUAGCAUUUCUUUAGAGAGAUUUUAUUUCUAACAAGACAAAUACCCUAUAUUUAAAUUUU
Messenger RNA from Parnassius mnemosyne (clouded apollo), 2341 nucleotides. The record is from the annotation of a GenBank genome assembly. Lineage: Eukaryota; Metazoa; Arthropoda; Insecta; Lepidoptera; Papilionidae.